This is a messenger RNA of Cooperia oncophora, 162 nucleotides long. Lineage: Eukaryota; Metazoa; Nematoda; Chromadorea; Rhabditida; Trichostrongylidae. The record is from the annotation of a GenBank genome assembly.
AUGCAGUAUAAUACGCAUGCUGUAGAAAAACUUAUAUUAGAUGCUGAUGAUAGGUGUUUUGCAAUUCGUAGUCUAUUUGGAUUCGAUCGAAAGCCAGUUUCGCAAGAAGAACUCGAUUAUCCUCUGGCAUAUGGCUUAAUCGUCUACAAAAACGUCGUCCAG